AUGUCUACGAACCCGCGCUUCGACUCCACGGAUUACAAUCCUCCUCCUCCUCCUCCUCCAGCUGAACGUUCACCUAAUGCGCCACCCAUCAGCAAACGCUCGCUGCGCCCCUUUAUUUGGGCGGCUCUAUUCACCCUUUUCGGCGUCGCGGGCGGCCAAUUCACGUCCAUGAUCGUCGCGCCGCCCGAACUACCAGCCGCGGGUUCCAAGGAAGACGAUGCCAUGGUCGAAUACAUCCACAAGCAAGCGUCCAAACUGCCUAUCGUUCAAUCCCUCUCGAUGGACUCGGCCUGGACGAGCCACGAUGCAUACACAUCUCUCCCGCAACAGGAGCGGGAAAAGAGGAUCACCACGGGGCCUCUAGCGGGGGCGAGAGCCCUGGGGGGCUUCCAGCGGAUAUAUACGAAUACGGAGACGGGGGAGGUGGUUACCGUUAUCUGGUUUGGAGGGGCGGUGGCAGGAUGGCCUGGCGUGACGCACGGGGGUGCCAUUGCGACGGUGCUGGACGAAAACUUCGGACGGUGCGCGGUGAGGUGGCUGCAGGGGAGUACGGGGGUCACGGCGAAUCUGGAGUUGAACUAUUUGAAGCCGGUUCAGACGAAUGGCUUUUAUGUCAUCCGAGCUGUGCCGAGUGUGGAUGCGGGAGAGAAGAUGGAGGGAGCAAGACGAAAGCUGUGGGUACAAGGACGGCUGGAGACUGCGGAUGGGAAGGUCUGUGUAGAGGGCAGGGCGCUGUUCGUUGUGCCCAAGAAAUAUUCAACGAGGGAGAUCAAGACGGGAUUUUGA
Molecule: messenger RNA, 786 nt
Organism: Drepanopeziza brunnea f. sp. 'multigermtubi' MB_m1
Lineage: Eukaryota; Fungi; Ascomycota; Leotiomycetes; Helotiales; Drepanopezizaceae
Source: RefSeq, a predicted model, not a curated record